Molecule: messenger RNA, 549 nt
Organism: Colletotrichum spaethianum
Lineage: Eukaryota; Fungi; Ascomycota; Sordariomycetes; Glomerellales; Glomerellaceae
Product: GTPase Der
Exons: 2
Coding region: 1-549 (182 amino acids)
Cellular component (GO): endosome; Golgi apparatus
Molecular function (GO): GTP binding; GTPase activity
Source: RefSeq, a predicted model, not a curated record
AUGGAGAGCCUCAACAUUGCAGUCAUUGGCGCGUCGGGCGUCGGCAAGUCGUCCUUCGUCCAGCGCGUGCUUGGCCUAUCGCGACCGCCAAUCACCAACGCCUCCAGCGUGCGCAUGGUCGUCGACAAUGUCACCUACGGCGUCACUCUGAUCGAGCUCGACCUCGAAUAUUUCGAGCUGAACCCGUUGCAGCCCAUCCAGUGGCCGAAGCAGAUCAAUGGCCACAUCGUCCCGCGCGUCGAUGGCGCCCUCAUCCUCUACGACGUCAUGAACAAGGAGAGCAUGAAGGAAUUGCCCCAGACGAUUGCUGCGUUGACAAAAUCUGGCCUUCCCGCGAUCCUCGUCGCCAACAAGUGCGACAAUCCCGAGAGCGAACGGCAAGUCGAUUCGCAACGCGUCGCUAGCCACGAGUACUUCAAGUCGUGCGUCGGCGUGUUCAACCUCUCGACAAGCAGCCCAGAACGGGCCAGAGCAUGCUUGAACGCGACGCUGAAAGCCGCCAUCGCUUAUCGCAAGGGUGAUUUGAGUCCCGGAACCCCAAUGCACUAG